This is a messenger RNA of Zootoca vivipara (common lizard), 1504 nucleotides long. It is a transcript of the gene CIST1, whose product is annotated as colon, intestine and stomach enriched 1. The record is from RefSeq and is a predicted model, not a curated record. NCBI's taxonomy places the organism in Eukaryota, Metazoa, Chordata, Lepidosauria, Squamata, Lacertidae.
AGAGGUGGCAAGACAGGUGCCUGGGUCCUGUUUGCAGGCGGGGCGAGACUCUCCCAAGCAGCUGCUUCCCUUACAUUCCCCUUCCAGGAGAAGCAGGUUCGGCUGCCAUGGCCCUGUGGGUCCUUUUGCUGCUGGUGGUCUCAGAUCAAGUGGUCUCCACCCCCACACCGGCCACCCACAGCUCUUCAGCAGUGAGCCCCCCGGCCGUCUCCAAACGCCCAAGCACAGCCAGCACCAGGGCGGAGGAAACCACUAUACCCCACAGUGAGAUCAGCCCCACGGCAUCGGAAGAACCCACAGAGGAGACCACCUCUGCCAACCGCACGACUCACCUGGGCUCCUCGCCUCCUCCCAGGCCCACCGAAAGCACCGCCACGGAGGGGGGCAGCACGCCAAGCAGCACCCCACUCACAACCCCCCUUGCCACCUCCAGGGAGCCGCUGCUCACCAGCCGAGAGGCCACUGGGUCCGCCAGCCACAACUCCACCACAGCUGAACCUGGCGAGGACGCGCCCAUUUCCCAGAAACCUGGCCUGGUGGCCGUCAUCUGCAUCUUCCUGGCCAUCCUGCUCAUUGGUGCUGUCUUGGUCCUGGUGAAAUGUUACAGGGGGAGGGAGCCGGCCUUCCAGAAGCUGGACGAGGUCCCUAUGCAGGGAAAAGUCACAGAAGGUUCUCCAUUUGCCCAUUUCCCUCCAAAGUAGCCUGGCUCCCCUUCCGCCCCACUCCCACUGAGGGCCUGCGAAAAGAAGGGUCGCAUCCUGCUGUCACUUAGCGUGUGCAAUAAUAAUAAUAAAGUUUCCGAAUUUGUCCCAAUGACUUUCUUGGAUGCUGGUUAAUCUGUGUUCAGAGCACAGACUCAUAUAGCCUUAGAAUUUUAGAAGGUACCCCUUUUGGUCAUCUAGUCCAACCCCCUGCAAUGCAGGAAUCUCAGCUCAAGCAUCCCUGACCGAUGGCCAUCUGACCUCUGCUUAAAAACUUCCAAGGAAGGAGAGCCCGCCACCUUUCAUCUCAUGACCAAACGGCUCUGACUGCCAGAAACCUCUUCCUAGUGUUGAGUCGGAAUCUCCUCUCAUAUAGCUUGAAGCCACGGGUUCGAGUCCUGACCUCCGGAAGCAGGAGAAAACAAGCAUGUUCCCUCUUCCAUGCGACAGCCCUUGAGGGAUUUGAAGGUGGCUCUCCUAUCUCCCUUCUUUCCCAGGCUAAACAUACCCAGCUCCUUCAACUGUUCCUCAUCAGGCUUGGCUUCCAGACCCUGGAUAAUCUUGGGACUCAGCUACAUGCAGUCAAUUAUAUCAUUAUGACUGUGUUAUAGACAUGUGACAGCAGAUGGCGAUGUAGAGCUAUAAUCUGUGUUUUCCUGUAACUUUUUAAAUGAGUAUAAAUCUGCACGAUAUCCUUCUUAAAUUGUGAUGCUCAGAACUGGACACAGUCAAGGCCAGAUUUCGGUUUGAUGAGGCCCUCAGCUACUGAAGGUAAUGGGGCCCUUUCUAUGUCCAACUGUCCU